AUGGUGGCUGCAAAGAAGACGAAAAAGUCUCUGAAGUCUAUCAACUCUCGGCUCCAGAUUGUUAUGAAAAGUGGGAAGUACGUGCUGGGAAACAAACAGACUCUGAAGAUGAUCAGACAGGGCAAAGCAAAAUUGGUGAUCCUCGCCAGCAACUGCCCUGCCUUGAGGAAAUCUAAAAUAGAAUACUAUGCCAUGUUGGCUAAAACUGGUGUCCAUCACUACAGUGGUAAUAACAUUGAGUUGGGCACAGCGUGUGGAAAAUACUACAGCAUAUGCACACUGGCCAUCAUUGACCCAGGUGAUUCUGACAUUAUUAGAAGCAUGCCAGAACAGACUGGUGAAAAGUAA
Molecule: messenger RNA, 348 nt
Organism: Arvicola amphibius (Eurasian water vole)
Lineage: Eukaryota; Metazoa; Chordata; Mammalia; Rodentia; Cricetidae
Product: 60S ribosomal protein L30-like
Exons: 1
Coding region: 1-348 (115 amino acids)
Cellular component (GO): cytosolic large ribosomal subunit
Molecular function (GO): RNA binding; structural constituent of ribosome
Source: RefSeq, a predicted model, not a curated record